Humulus lupulus (European hop) is the source of this 1579-nucleotide messenger RNA. Its product is annotated as elongator complex protein 4. Gene Ontology annotation, cellular component: transcription elongation factor complex; cytoplasm; elongator holoenzyme complex. The record is from RefSeq and is a predicted model, not a curated record. The transcript has 9 exons. NCBI's taxonomy places the organism in Eukaryota, Viridiplantae, Streptophyta, Magnoliopsida, Rosales, Cannabaceae. Gene Ontology annotation, biological process: tRNA wobble uridine modification. Bases 270 to 1361 code for a protein of 363 amino acids.
AAGAAAAAGAAAAAAGAAGAAGACUUUAUUGAAUUAGAAAUAAGAAAUCACAGACUGUUCUCCUACAAGAAAGAAAGAAACCCAGUGGUUGAAAUAAGGAGUUAUGUAGGUGUGUGACUCGCCAUGUUGCAUUACUGCCGCUGCUCAAAUAUGCAUCGUAUUUUAAAAUUAUAAGAAAAGGCAGCCACAUGGGGCUCCUCCCCUGCUAGAAAGAAACCAGCGGGCCUUGGUUGUUCCGCUAAACGCGGUUGGGAGUGUUUGUGGUGGCCAUGGCUGCUUGCAAGACCCGGACAAGCAGCUUCUCUCGCAAUUUUUCGGCCAUUUCAUCUUCUCAAACUCCUAGUCUUAAACAUGGUCCUAAUGGAACGACCUUCAUCUCGUCCGGAAUACCAGACCUUGAUAAGAUUUUAGGUGGUGGGUUUCCUUUAGGAAGCCUAGUUAUGGUGAUGGAAGAUGCAGAAGCACCUCAUCAUAUGCUUUUAUUGAGAAAUUUUAUGUCUCAAGGACUUGUCCACAACCAACCUCUUCUCUAUGCUAGUCCCUCUAAAGACCCUAGAGGAUUUCUGGGUACUUUACCUAGCCCAGGAUCUUCCAAAGACAAUAUGUCUAGCAAGCGUGAGUCUGAACAGGAGAAAGGAUUGAGGAUAGCUUGGCAGUACAAAAAGUAUUUUGAUGAAAAUCAGCAUAAUUUAGAUAGUGAUAGGGAUAGUAAGCAAGAGUUUUGCAAUGAAUUUGACUUACGGAAACCCAUGGAGAGACAAUUUUUAAGUGGAAAGCAGAUAGAUUGUGUCAGCACUCAAGAUGCACCGAAUCUAGUUGCGCUUCAAGAUCACUGUGCCACAUUCUUAUCUCAAUUUUCAAGAAACGAUGGUAGUGUUCCCCUUGCGGGUCGCAUUGCAGUUCAGUCAUUUUGCGCUCCACAAUGUGUAUAUUCCACCAUGGAAUGGGACAUGCUUUCCUUUAUUAGAUCUUUAAAAGGGAUGGUGCGGUCUUCAAAUGCAGUUGCUGUCGUGACCUUUCCAUCAACUCUUCUUUCAUUAUGUACCUCUAAACGGUUGCAGCACAUGGCAGACACCUUGCUGUCUGUUAAGGCAAUUCCAGAUGAAGACAAGGAAUUGGCAAAGCUUCUCACUGGUUACCAAGACAUGGUUGGCCUGCUUAAUGUGCACAAAGUAGCUCGUUUUAAUACACAGGUUCCAGUGAUUCUUGAGGCAACCACAUUCUCGAUAAAGUUGCAGAAGCGAAGGUAUUUGGUUUUGGAAUGUCUGAAUCAAGCUCCUAUUGAUGGUUCGAGUGGGGCUUCAUAUGGCUCUUCUGGUAGUUGUUCUGGGUCCUCUAAGACUGGAAGUCUUGAUUUCUAGGUUCUAGCUUAAACUAAGUCAUCCAAUUUAUUACCUCAUGAUAUCCUCAAGUGCUGCAUUGUUCUUUAAGUUUAUUUUGUUUCAUAAAUGGUUUAUUUUUUAGAAUAUCAUGGUGCGGUGGUAACGGUGCCCUGUGCUAUAAAGUUUAGAACUACUUUUGGUGAACAGAAGUUGACAAAACAAAACAGGCUCAUCAUACACGUUACAUAUUUACAUAA